AUGGCACAAUUUACGUCUUUGCCCUCAAAACCCGUUACAAGCCCGCAUCUGAAUACUUUUACUAUUUUACCCUUCUCCCUCCAAAUUCGUCUUCACCGAAAAUUGAGGUUUUUGGAGAAGCAGAGAGAUGCAUUAACCGGGUGGUUUGGAAAAGAUUGCUCCACUUUAGAGCUUGGCUUUGAGUUCGAGGAAGAGCUCAAAACCUUCCAUGACCUGAAAUAUCCAAGGAAAAAUGAGGAAGAAGAAGAGGAGGGGGGGAAAGAAGAGGAGGUUCAAAUUGAUCAUGGAUUGGAUAGGAUUUCUUCUCCGUUGAUUCAUAGAAAUGAUGAGGAGAGUUUCUGCAAAGAAGAACCUUCCGAGGUUGGCCAUGGGUGGUUGAAUGAGGAAUUUUCUCAAAUGGUUGAUGAGAAUGAGGCAGAAAGUAGUUGCAGGAACUUCUUAUUUGAGGUUUCUCAGAAGGUUAUAGACAUGGAACGAUUGCAGAGACUAGCAAGUUUUGGGGUUCCGGAUGAAGGAGGUUUACGUGCCACUGUGUGGAAGUUAUUGACCACUCUUUAG
Amborella trichopoda is the source of this 558-nucleotide messenger RNA. The record is from RefSeq and is a predicted model, not a curated record. NCBI's taxonomy places the organism in Eukaryota, Viridiplantae, Streptophyta, Magnoliopsida, Amborellales, Amborellaceae.